AUGGGUACUUCCAGUAAAGAAAAGAGUAAAGGAAUGAGUAAAAUUCCGUUUGGAAAGAGCGUUCUUACAGAGAAAGAUGUAGACAGAGGUAUAAAGGGCUUAAAAGGAGAUAAUGGAAUCAGUGGAGUAGCAGGCCCGAAUGGAACCACGGGGCUCAAAGGCGCUGUAGGACCGAAAGGAUCGAAGGGUAAUACAGGAGCCACAGGUCCCUCGGGCCCACCUGGUGCGCCAGGACCCAAGGGACCUAAGGGUGUCGAAGGACCCAAGGGUAAUCCUGGGAAUGCCGGAGAUACAGGCGAUGCUAAUGCAGUGAAGGGACAAAAGGGUGAUCCAGGCCCCACUGGAAUCGCUGGAAUCAGUAUCCCCGGAUCCACGGGGGAUAAGGGAGAAAAGGGGGGUGUGGGGGUAAAGGGCACUAAAGGGAACGUAACAAUAGGUGCUGCUGGGUCCAGCGGAGAUCAAGGCCCUAAAGGAGAUCCAGGAGAAAAGGGGGAACAAGGAGUCCAGGGAAAUAACGCCACCAAUUCUAACCCCCAACAGCAGCAGCAGCAAAACGGGGCCGGGUCUUUCCUGAUCAGCAUGUCCACCGCCAUAGGAGUGUAUUUCCUGGCA
Saccostrea cuccullata (small rock oyster) is the source of this 612-nucleotide messenger RNA. Its product is annotated as pulmonary surfactant-associated protein D-like. Gene Ontology annotation, cellular component: extracellular matrix. The annotation marks the transcript as partial. The record is from RefSeq and is a predicted model, not a curated record. The transcript is spliced from 2 exons. Lineage: Eukaryota; Metazoa; Mollusca; Bivalvia; Ostreida; Ostreidae.